AUGUUUUUAUAAGCCAUAAAAGUUAAGGAUUGCAGGUAUUGUGCACAAUAAUGAAGAUUGGAGCCUAUUCAAUUAAAAUUCGGUCCAUAGGUACCUCGCCAACAUACUCCUGAUGGAUUGAGCAAGAUUGGGAUGUUCAACAGCACUUUAUUUUAAGGAAAGAAAUCAGUUGAGAAGAAAAAAGAAAGUAAUCAGAGGAGACCCCAAUCUUCAUUUUAGAGGAUUACCAAACCUGCCUUUUAUAAAAAUGUGUUUACAGUUUAAUAUAUUGUAAUGAUUAACAUAAAAAAGAAUAGUUUUUUUGCGAGAAUGGCAAUAAUGGAAAUUUGGUUAGGAGAAUUCUAUAAGGGAGAGCAUGGUUUUGCGAAUAGCAAACGAGUUACAAGUAAAGUAGAUGAUAGAUAAUUUAAGUGUGAACUUUAUUUGGAGGCAAUCAAAUAAAGGUUUCAAUUAUUCAACGUUAACAUCGAAAAGUGUUUGCAUAAAUCAUUUGGAACAUCACAAUGAAAUAUCAAACAAAAAUAAAUUGCAUGCAAAUUUGAAAUCAUAUUGUUNA
Messenger RNA from Paramecium octaurelia, 556 nucleotides. Lineage: Eukaryota; Ciliophora; Oligohymenophorea; Peniculida; Parameciidae. The record is from the annotation of a GenBank genome assembly.